Lucilia cuprina (Australian sheep blowfly) is the source of this 657-nucleotide messenger RNA. RefSeq lists its product as uncharacterized. Lineage: Eukaryota; Metazoa; Arthropoda; Insecta; Diptera; Calliphoridae. The record is from RefSeq and is a predicted model, not a curated record. Bases 18 to 617 code for a protein of 199 amino acids. The transcript has 6 exons.
ACAGUGUUAAAGGAAAGAUGAAAUUUUUUGCAGUUUUGAUUAUAAUUUUAAGUGUUCUUUCACUUGCAUUUGCUGCCGAAACGGUUGGAUACUUUAAGGAUCCAGCUCAUCCUGGAAAAUGUGUUUAUGGAGAACUAAUACUUUCGGCUGGUGAGGAAGCAAAUUUCCCUGGAGAUUGUGCUCUUUUUAUGUGCGGCGAAGACAGUUUUGGCACUAUUCAAACAUGCAUUGCAAUGAUGGCUCCAGAUGGAUGUCAUUUUGGGGACUACCUUGAUAUUAAUUUAACCGUUGAUAGCGUCCAAGACAAGAUGAAAUUUUUAGUAUUUUUGUUCCUAAUUUUAAGUGUUUGUUCUCUAACAUUUGCCGCUCUAUCGCAAGGAUACUUCAAAGAUCCUGCUCAUCCUGGUAAAUGUGUUUAUCAGGGUUUAGUUCUUUCAGCUGGUGAGGAGGGAAAAAUUCCUGGAGCGUGUGCUCGUAUGUUGUGCGGUAGUAACAGUUUUGCUGAAGUUCAAACUUGUGGUGUAAUGGUGCCUCCACCUGGAUGUCAUUAUGGAGACUAUAUCGAUAUUAAUGCUCCGUAUGCUAAAUGUUGUGAAAAGAAAAUGAUAUGUGAUUAAUUGACAGUAAUUUAAAUAAAUAUAAAAAUUAAUAAAAUUA